Molecule: messenger RNA, 6687 nt
Organism: Chrysemys picta bellii (western painted turtle)
Lineage: Eukaryota; Metazoa; Chordata; Testudines; Emydidae
Gene: ADCY6
Product: adenylate cyclase 6
Biological process (GO): adenylate cyclase-activating G protein-coupled receptor signaling pathway; intracellular signal transduction; cAMP biosynthetic process
Cellular component (GO): plasma membrane
Molecular function (GO): adenylate cyclase activity
Source: RefSeq, a predicted model, not a curated record
UAUUCCGCGGCCCCCGCAUCCCAUCGCGCCGGGGGGGGGAGGCGAAAGGGCCCCUGCGCCUUUAAGGCCGCCUGGCUGGCGAGCCCCGCGCGGAGCGCACCGAGCGCCGGGAGCGGAGCGAGCUUGUGGAUCCGGGCUAGAGGGCGUUUACCCCGGACAGCGACGGGAGGGCUCGGCCGGCCCGGCCCAGCCCAGCAGCGCCAUGGAGCGAGGCUCGGCCAGCGACUAGCCGGGGCCGGGGCCGGGGCCGGGAGCAGCCCGCGGGGCCGGGAUCGGCCGGGGACAGGCGGCGGCGCAGGACGGGAGGUGCCUGGCCCAGCCUGCCCCGUGCCCGCCCCAUGCCCAGCUGGACGUGAGGUGGAGCCAGGGCAUUGCCCUCCUGCCGACUUGUUGGGUUAAAUGCCGGCUCGUCCCGUGCCAGCUCAGUGCUCCUGGCACAGAGCAGCCACCCAGCAUGUCGUGGUUUAGCGGCAUCCUGGUGCCCAAGGUGGACGAGCGGAAGACGGCAUGGGGGGAGCGCAACGGGAAGAAGGGGCAGCGCCCGCGCUCCUCGCUCUGCAGCCCGCGGUACAUGAGCUGCCUGCAGGACCCCGAGCUGGAGCGGGGCACCCACCCGCGGGCCGGCCUGGGCCUGACCUGCUCCUGGCAGGAGGACCACUACAGCAAGAAGGGCCUGGCUGGGGGCGCUGGCGACCUGGGGCUGAAGUCGGUGGACUUGGGCUUUGAGGACGGCGAGGCCAAGGGGCCGAAGGCGGUGGCGGUGGCAGAGGGGGUGGCCAGGCCCGGGGAGCGGCUGUCAGCGGGCGAGUGCUGGCAGCGCCUCCUGCAGGUUUUCCGCUCCAAGCGCUUCCAGUCGGCCAAGCUGGAGCGGCUCUACCAGCGCUACUUCUUCCAGAUGAACCAGAGCAGCCUGACGGUGCUGAUGGGGGUGCUGGUGCUGGUGUGCGGCGUGAUGCUGCUCUUCCACUGCGUGCCCGGCACCCCCCGGGUGCCCUACGCCGCCGCGCUGGCCGUGGCCACCGCCCUCUUCCUGGCACUCAUGGUACUGUGCAGCCGUAGUGCCUUCCCCCAGGACUCCAUGUGGGUGGUGAGCUACCUGGUGCUGGCCGCGCUGGGCGGGGUGCAGGCCCUGGGCACCCUCAUGGCCUCGCCGCGCAGCGCCUCCGAGGGCGUCUGGUGGAGCGUCUUCUUCAUCUACAUCACCUACACCCUGUUGCCCGUCCGUAUGCGGGCCGCCGUGGGGGCGGGCGCCCUGCUCUCUGCCCUGCACCUGCUCAUCACCUGGCACCUCAACGCCAGCGACCCCUUCCUCUGGAAGCAGCUCAGCGCCAACGUCCUGAUCUUCCUCUGCACCAACAUCAUCGGGAUCUGCACCCACUACCCGGCCGAGGUGUCUCAGCGCCAGGCCUUCCAGGAGACCCGCGGCUACAUCCAGGCCCGGCUGCACCUGCAGCGGGAGAACCGGCAGCAGGAGCGCCUCCUGCUGUCGGUGCUGCCCCAGCACGUUGCCAUGGAGAUGAAGGAGGACAUCAACACCAAGAAGGAGGACAUGAUGUUCCACAAGAUCUACAUCCAGAAGCACGACAAUGUCAGCAUCCUGUUCGCAGACAUCGAGGGCUUCACCAGCCUGGCCUCCCAGUGCACGGCCCAGGAGCUGGUGAUGACGCUCAACGAGCUGUUUGCGCGCUUCGACAAGCUGGCCUCGGAGAACCACUGUCUGCGGAUCAAGAUCCUCGGUGACUGCUAUUACUGUGUGUCAGGGCUGCCCGAGGCGCGGGGAGACCACGCUCACUGCUGCGUGGAGAUGGGGGUCGACAUGAUCGAAGCCAUCUCGCUGGUGCGCGAGGUGACGGGGGUGAACGUGAACAUGCGGGUGGGCAUCCACAGCGGGCGCGUGCACUGCGGGGUGCUGGGACUGCGCAAGUGGCAGUUCGACGUCUGGUCCAACGACGUGACCUUGGCCAAUCAGAUGGAAGCCGGAGGCAAAGCUGGGCGCAUCCACAUCACGUGGGCGACGCUGCAGUACCUGAACGGGGACUACGAGGUGGAGCCCGGCCACGGGGGCGAGCGUAAUGCCUACCUCAAGGAGCACAACAUCGAGACCUUCCUCAUCGUGGGCUGCAGCCAGAAGCGCAAGGAAGAGAAGGCCAUCCUGGCCAAGCUGCAGCGGGCGCGGGCCAACUCCACAGAGGGGCUGGUGCCACGCUGGGUGCCCGACCGCACCUUCUCCCGCACCAAGGACUCCAAGGCCUUCCGGCAGAUGGGCAUCGAGGACACCAGCAAAGACAACCGCAGCGCGCAGGAGGCCCUGAACCCCGAGGACGAGGUGGAUGAGUUCCUGGGCCGGGCCAUUGACGCCCGCAGCAUCGACCAGCUGCGCAAGGAUCAUGUCAAGAAAUUCCUGCUGACCUUCCAGACGCCGGAGCUGGAGAAGAAGUACUCCAAGAAGGUGGAUGAUCGCUUUGGGGGCUACGUGGCCUGCACGCUGCUCGUCUUCUGCUUCAUCUGCUUUAUCCAGUUUGUGAUGUUCCCACGCUCCCCACUGAUGCUCGGUGUCUACAUCAGCAUCUUCGUCAUCCUGGCCAACAUCCUCUUCGUCUGCGCCGUCUAUUCCUGCAUCAGCCUCUUCCCCGCAGCCCUGCAGCGGGUCUCCCGGAAGAUCGUCCGCUCCCGCACCCACAGCACCUUCAUUGCCGUCUUCACCAUCCUCCUCGUCUUCAUCUCGGCCUUUGUCAACAUGUUCGCCUGCAGCCACGUGCCCCUGCGGGACUGCGCCGCCCGCACCCUCAAUGUCACGCCCGAGGCCGUGGGGCCCUGCCAGCUCCGCACCCUCAACUACUCGCUGGGCUCGGACGCGCCCCCUUGUGACGGGGACGCCCCGGCCUGCAACUUCCCCGAGUACUUUAACUACAGCAUCGUGCUGAGCCUGCUGGCCUGCUCCGUCUUCCUGCACAUCAGCAGCAUCGGGAAACUGGGGCUCACGCUGGCCAUCGAGGGGCUGUACCUGGUGCUGGCCGAGGGCCCCGAGGCGCCGCUCUUCGACAACUACGACUUGCUGGUCGCGGCCAACGCCCUUCCGGCCUUCAACGAGACCCAGUGGGGCCCAGCAUGCCUGGCGGAGGAGAAGGUGGCGCUGAAAUACAUGACCCCCGUGAUCCUGACCGUCUUCGCCCUGGCGCUCUAUCUGCACGCUCAGCGGGUGGAGUCCACAGCCCGGCUUGACUUCCUCUGGAAGCUGCAGGCCACGGGCGAGAAGGAGGAGAUGGAGGAGCUCCAGGCCUACAACCGGCGCCUGCUGCACAACAUCCUGCCCAAGGACGUGGCCGCGCACUUCCUGGCGCGCGAGCGCUGUAACGACGAACUGUACUACCAGUCGUGCGAGUGCGUGGCCGUCAUGUUCGCCUCCAUCAGCAACUUCUCCGAGUUCUACGUGGAGCUGGAGGCCAACAACGAGGGGGUGGAGUGCCUGCGGCUGUUGAACGAGAUCAUCGCCGACUUUGAUGAGAUCAUCAGCGAGACGCAGUACCGACAGCUGGAGAAGAUCAAGACCAUCGGCAGCACCUACAUGGCGGCCUCGGGGCUGAACGACAGCACAUACGACCGGGAGGGCCGGACGCACAUCACCGCGCUGGCCGACUACGCCAUGCGCCUCAUGGAGCAGAUGAAGUACAUCAACGAGCACUCCUUCAACAACUUCCAGAUGAAGAUCGGGCUGAACAUCGGGCCGGUGGUAGCGGGGGUCAUCGGGGCCCGGAAGCCCCAGUACGACAUCUGGGGGAACACUGUGAACGUCUCCAGCCGCAUGGACAGCACAGGGGUCCCUGACCGCAUCCAGGUGACGACCGACCUGUACCAGGUGCUGGCGGCCAAGGGCUACCAGCUGGAGUGCCGGGGGGUCAUCAAGGUCAAGGGCAAAGGGGAGAUGACCACCUACUUUCUGAACGCCGGCCCGCCCCGCAGUUAGCGCCAGCCGCGGCCUUGGGCGAGAAGGACCCAGCGUGCCAGAGGGGCCAGGCGGGGCUGCCGCAGGUUGGGCCUGGGCCGGGCUCAGCCAAGCCACUGGGAACCACCCAGGCCUGGCUGCUCCCCUCCCUCCCCCCCCCCGGCCUCGGGUCCAUUUUAUUUGUGGGGUCUUGUAAACGGCUCCGAAUUUCAACACCAAACUGAAGAGGGAAAGCGGCGCCACCCUGAACCCACUGGGGGGGUGUCUUUGCCACCAGGUGUGUGCGGCGGGGAGGGGGAGUUUGGAGGCACCCCGUGGGGGUGUUGAAGAAAUAUUUUUACAGCAGACUUUUUAUUUAUUUAUUGAGCUCCGGAGCCAGCCUGUCGGGGGUGCCCAGGGCGCUCCGUGCUGGGGCUGGCCCGGGGCCUCUCUCUCCCUUUCCAGGGACUGACACUGAACUUGGGAAAGAUGAACCCGCCCCCGCCCGCAGUCGACCAAAGCCGAGGGCAGCGGGGGGCGCCCAUUGGCCGGGCAGGGGAUCCCGCUGUUGUCUGAGCGCUUGCGCCGGGAGAUCCCUUGGGAGCUGCUUGCUGUGUUUGGGGUGGGAGGAUCGUCCCCUUCCGGUGGGGCUGGGGGCGGGAGGGGAUUUUAAAUAGAUUUAUAUUUGAGGACUCUCUCCCGUUGGCCCCCCAUCCGCUCGGUGUGACUUUCACCAGUUCUGAGGCCUAAGCCCGAGGAAGGGGGGGGCUGAACGGCUCUUAUUUGCCAAAAUUGCCUCCUGUUGCAGGGGGGAGGGAAGAAUGUCUCCUGGGGAGAAGGGGCUGUGUGUGUGUGGGGGGGGGGCCCUGCAGGUGUCUUAUGGGGGGGGCAGGGAGCGACUCCCAGAGAUAGGUGACGCCAAAGAGGAUGUGUCUGUGGGUCCAUGGGGCUGCGGCAGCGCUGGGGGCAGGAGCUGAGCCCCCCCAGCCUCAGGCACCAACCCCCCCGCCCCCACUGUGUCCAGUGAGGCUGGGGUGGGGGUAUGUGUCUGAGAGUAAAUCUUGCUGCCUGCUCCCAGCCUGUGUGGGGGGGGCGCUUUCAUCUGGCUUCGGACCUGGGCCCCUUUCAGCUUCUCCUGCCACUUCUCAAGGCUGGGAGGUCCCUUCACCAGCUGGGACCCAGCCCCCCCAAACCAUUGACACCCCCUCAGCCUCCUCCACGGGCCACGCUGCCCAUGUGCCAAAUUCCCAAGUGCCACAAAGCCCGUCCUGGCUCUGGUUCUGCUGCCCGCCCCCCCCUGAGGAUCGGCCCUGUGCCCCCAACCUCCUGAGCAUUGCUCCCCUCCCCCCACGGCCUCCCUGUUCUUUAACGGGACUGCAGCUUGCCGGUGAGCCAGACCCCCCCACCCUGACCAUUGGGGGCAGGGGGCACCAGCUGCAGCUGGAAAAUUGCCCCGUUAGCCUUAUCUGAACAAACGCCUCCCCCAGCUCCAGCGGGUCACUGGUCUCCCGCACCCUUGGGCCGUACCCCCAGGGAGGGGCAGUUUACCCCCAGAUCCCCAGGGGAGAGGAAUUCCCCAUGUGAGGAGCUCCCCCCACCCUGUGACUCCAGGCACAGGUGGGAGAGGGGGGUGUCUCCCCUCCGCCGCCCCCCCCCCCCGGAUAAAACUUGAAAAUACAAUGUGGAGGCUCAGAAUUUGCCUGGCCUCGGCACUCCUGGGUCCCGGACCCCAUGGGGCUGAGCCCGUGGGUGCCUCCUGCCCCAGGUGGGGGUGGGGGGGCUUUCUGUACAGUGACUUCAGGACCAGCCUGCCCCCCUCCCUGGGUGUGUGGGCCAGGGCCAGUCCCCUUCCCCCACCCAAGAGCCUUACUGAGCAGCUCCAGGGCGAUGGUCCGCGCGCCUGGCGCUAGCAGGUGUGGGGCAGGAGGGUGGGUCCAUGCCCCAGGCUGGGGGGUUAUUAAAUAACUGGGUGCUUGCAGCCCCCUUCAGCCCCUCAUGCAUCAAUCUCCAUGGAGACGCCAGGGCCUCUGAGCGUUUUCAUCAGCUCCUUCCUGGGGCCCGGCGGAGGGCUGGGCUGGGGGCAAGGGAUUGGUAACAGGGGGGUGAGGUCAGGGCCACGCUUCCCCUGCCACUGCUCUGCCCCUUCCCUCCCCGACUACGCUGCUCUGGGGGGGGGCAGGAAAAGCCCCCAGGGACAGCUGAUCGGUCCUGCUCUGCCUCCCCCCAUGCCCACCACAAAGGGGGUGGCAUAGGCCCCUUUCCGCUGGGAGGCUGUUCUCGUGCUGCCAGCGUGCCCUUUGCCCCUGGUGCAGCCAGAUCUCCCCCUAGCUGGAAGGCCCCUCUCCCCUGGCGUUGGGCUGAGCCGGGAGUGGCGGGAGCCCUCCACGCCGGGGCGGGAACUGCCUGGAUCCCUUGGGGCCGGGGCUGUUUUAAAUGCAAAAAAGAAGUGAUUUCUGGGUUUGGUUUUUUUUUUAGCAGUUUUGGGGUGUUUUUAUUUCCGUGACUGUGUCUGGGGAGUUUUCAGCCGACGUCGGAGCCAGGCGAGCUCGGUCCGGGCCCAAAGCCGUGGGGUCUCCGUUCCUUCCUGGGCUGCACCUGCCGGAGGGAGGGGGCGCGGCAGCUUUGGACUGAAGCCCCCGAUGAGAGCGGCGCUGUCGCUGUGUCGGGGGAGGGGGGACGUGGCACUUAUUUGGCAAUGCAGAUUAAAGGUACUUUUUUCUUGUGUGUACAUAUAAAUUAUAUAUAAAACUCACUUUCUAUAACAA